Messenger RNA from Branchiostoma belcheri (Belcher's lancelet), 2115 nucleotides. RefSeq lists its product as uncharacterized. The record is from RefSeq and is a predicted model, not a curated record. The transcript has a single exon. NCBI's taxonomy places the organism in Eukaryota, Metazoa, Chordata, Leptocardii, Amphioxiformes, Branchiostomatidae. The coding region runs from base 1 to 627 and encodes 208 amino acids.
AUGAAGGUGACGUCACGUUUCGCCUGUGCAGCAGCUGUCGUCCUCGUGACCUUGACCUUCACCAGCUGUGCCGAAUUUGAUGACGUCAGAGACCUGGUCAGGACCCAGGACUUCCUCACUCACCUGGACACACUCUCCCCAGUCCCCGGAUGUUACCAGAACCUGACAUGCGUCAACUUAACCUUCGACCACAUUCCAGAAAACGAAACAUCUUUGUACCUGAACGACUCGUGUUUCGUCUGCCUUAACCGAACUCGAAACCCAGACUUCUGCCUCGAAGCACUCACCAAAAUCUUUGACGAAGUUCUCUGUUCUUACCACUCUUAUUUUGAUCCUAGUAAUCUGCAGAAGGUGGAAGAUCUAGGACUGAAAAGGUGGUACAAACUUUAUCUAGAGAUCAGAUAUUUUGAUAACCCCUCUGUGUUGGGGGAUGCGGCAAGAGACGCCAUUCUCACAACUGUGAAGCAAAGGAUUUUGUACAGAUACAAAAUGGCCCUAGCAACGGACGGGGGCACGCCCAUCAACCAUAAAGAUGGACUUGGUUUCUCAGAAACAGAGCUCUAUCAAGAAGACGAGUAUUUUAAGGAAAUGUAUGCUUACUUCAGACAUAAUAGUAUCUUCUUGUAGGAAGUACCAACAAAGUAUACCAGUUGAAAGGCAAUUUCCCCCGUACAGCAAGCUAGAAAUUACAAUGAGACAAUAACUCAUUUCUUGAGAAAGGGUCCCAGUCAAUAGCACAUUUACUAGCAUGUUUAUUCUAGACCUUUGUUACUAUCUUACUGUAUAUAUGUACACUAUUGAUAUCGUUAUUGUUAACCUGUAAAAAUGACAAUUUGUUUUUCUUUGUCCAAAUCAAUGUUUUAUUUCUGUCUUCUGCACAGAUCACAACAAAGAUAAAAUGUCCAAAUGAAAAUAUUCAAAUACAUUAUCAUCGAUACCCUGAAUGUCUUUUAAGUACAGCAACUAACACUGUGUUAGAUGUACUACAAGUUAGAUGUACUACAACGAAAAACAGACUUGGUGGUACUUUCCAUUACAUUGGAAUCCUUAGUGGUCGUCCAAAGAGCUGACAAAUGGACAAUAAAAGGUUGAUAGUAAAAUGCUGAUCACAAAAUUCAUGUAUCAGGAAUCCUCUUUGUGUGAUACCUCCUCUUUACUUGACCAAAUACAGUGACGAAAUAUGAUAUUGUACCAGUAAAUGUUUGUUUCAAUAUCGCAGUCUCUCCCAAAAGAAAACAAAAAGACAUCUUCAACUGUCACACGUUUUGACAUAUCUAUAUGUUGAUCUUAUCCUAAUAUGAACUAUUAAUGUCAAUGUCCCUGAUUUUUUGUUGUUGUUUCGAAGUAGGAAAAUUGAAAUUGAUUUUCCUCACUGAUGAUGUUUCACUGAUACCACAAUUGCAAGUUUUAAAAGAGGUUUUUGACUUGAUCUUCACAACACAUUGGACAUACCGUCUACUGUUACAGUUACUGUAGUUAACAUUCAUCCUAGUACUGGUCUUUGCUGAAACCAAUACAAAAUUGGUGAUGGAGGGAGGCAGUUAUGUAAGAUAUGAUAGUGAAGUUCACUACACAUGGAUUUACAAACAUGUUCAACUUGUCUACGUCAGAAAAAAUACUGUUCUGGCCAGAAUGGCAUGUCUUGGGAAGGGACGGAAAAACAAUCAAUAUCAUCAUAAAACAGGAAAAAUGAUAUCUCCUAAUGUUAUUGGGUAUGACAACAACAAAAAAUGAUUACUUUUCUUCUAUCAAACAAUCGUAAGUUUCUUCGUUUGUCUUCAAAAAUGAACUGGACAACAAUUACUGUGCACAAAAAUGUAUGAUCAGUCUUGCAAAUACAUAUUAGUUUCUGGCAGUUAUUGAAAAAUUCACACUUGAACCAAUAAAGUUUUCAAGACUUCUCAUAAAAAUAAGCAUGCAGCAAGUACAUAUUCUAUGAAUGAAGCUUUAACUUAGAAUAGAAUUCAUCAAGUCAUCUGCAUCUUUACACAUAUACACAGUGAAUUGCAACUACUUCCUUUGUCCUAACAAAAACAUAAUGGCUGGUUACACACUACCUCUAUUGCAGUACUGAUCGUCUUCAUACAUGUAAUUAAAAUUCUCAGUCUUUCACUU